Molecule: messenger RNA, 507 nt
Organism: Lactuca virosa
Lineage: Eukaryota; Viridiplantae; Streptophyta; Magnoliopsida; Asterales; Asteraceae
Source: the annotation of a GenBank genome assembly
AUGGGGAUUUGUAGCUCAUGCGAUUCGACAGCUGUCGCCACCGCUAAAUUGAUAUUACACGACGGUAGCCUCCAGGAAUUCUCCUACCCGGUUAAAGUUUCAUACGUAUUACAAAAGAAUCCAUCCACCUUCAUCUGUAAUUCCGACGAGAUGGAAUUUGAUGAUGUUGUUUCCGCUAUCCGUGAUGAGGACGUGCUUCAUCCUGGUCAGCUCUACUUCGCGCUUCCGUUGACUCGGUUGAGGCGUCCGCUUCUGCCGGAGGAGAUGGCUGCAUUGGCCGUAAAAGCUAGCUCCGCAUUGGCCAAAAGCGGUGGCGAAAAAUGCGGUUGUCGUCGGAAAAACCUUAAUUUCACAGCACCCGUUUGUUCAGGUGGUCAUAGCAAUACGAAGAGUUCGGGUCGGGUAUCGGAUGUAGGGAAUAUUGGAUCUAGAAGCGAUAGGAGGAGAGGCGUUGGUAGCGGAAGGAGGCGUAACUUUACGGCAAUGUUAACGGCCAUACCUGAAUAG